AUGGCGAAAGCGAAUGGAGAGGUUUUGAAGUUAUCAGCUGCGGAGAUGGAGGAAUUGACUUCGGCCCCGGAAUCUUUACCAGUCACUUCACCUGCUCGGCUCCCUUUGCCCAGCCCAUCCCUCGCCCCGUCACCAGUUCUCGACGGACGUGGUUCAGCACCAGAUACCCAUGCUUCGGAUUCUGAUGAGCGCGUUGGCGGAGGCCGUAAAAUCAGCGCUCCUGAACCGCUCAGAAUGUUGCCAGAUGUGCCUGUGGAUCGCCGUCAGAGCGCUGAGACGAAUUCAAAUUACAUGGGCAGGAGGCCUGGGUUCUCCUCCCGAGCGAUCUCCACUCCACCUACAGCUAGCAAUCGGAUGUCCUCAUACACAAAAGGAACAACUGGCCAAACCUCACCCAGGCGCAAAUCGGUGCAUCCAGGAACACGCCCAGAACCAUUGGAUCUGAACCAUUCGAAUGGCAAGCACCAAAAUGGUGGAAUCAAAUCUUCAGGAUUGGACCAGCCUUCGCCAAUGCCACAAUCAAUUCCAAUUCCACCCAUGUCAAUACCAACUUAUUUACAGUUAGAGCUAUCAUCAGCCAGGCCCUCGCCAUUGUACAUCUACCGCACUGCUGCCAGCGAAUACCCCUACGAAUCUUCGAAGGUCAAAUUUGAGCGCUUAUUGAACUUUUUGAUAUUACCACCACAACUGGAGCAGGUUCUUUACUUUGGCUCUUUAGCAUGUUUAGAUGCUUGGUUACACACUUUCACCAUCCUGCCACUGCGAUUCUUCAAAGCGGCUUGGAUCUUAAUUCAAUGGUGGGGACAAGUGCUUGCAAAGGAAGCACGCUUUAUUUCGGGAUUUAUCUACCACGGCUCGGGACGGAUGUGGCAUCGGCAACGUGGAAGGCGUGGAAGUACUGAUUCGACAUCCCGAUCUCGAAGUGUGUCGCGAGCAAGUCGACCUCCAGCGUCGACGACCUCGUCAUAUCAAUCUCGUUCGGGAACAAUUCUUGAAGUCCCAAAUGGAGGUGUAGAAAAUGUGAAACCUGAAGUGGAACGAAAACCGAGGCAAGGAUGGGGUCGAAGGCAUCGAAGAACGAAGUCCCAUCCGUCGUCUUUGUCCUCCUACCACAAAGCAGAUCUCCUGCAAGGCGCUGUUAUCGUAUGCAGUUGCCUUAUUUUGAUGAAGCUAGAUGCGAGCAGAAUGUACCACUAUAUCAGGGGACAAUCGGCCAUCAAGCUUUAUGUUAUUUUUAACGCCCUCGAGGUGGGCGAUAAACUUCUCGCUGCCCUUGGGCAAGACAUUCUGGAAUGUUUGUUUUCGGACGAAACCUUAGAGCGCGGCACUGAUGGUCGGAGCAAGAUUGUGCGACCAUUCGGGAUGUUCGUUCUCGCGCUCAUAUACAAUGUGGUCCACGCCACGGCGCUAUUUUGCCAAGUCGUGACCUUGAACGUUGCCGUUAACUCCUACUCCAACGCCCUGCUAACACUUCUGUUGUCUAACCAAUUCGUGGAGAUCAAAUCGACUGUAUUUAAAAAGAUCGAGAAAGACAACCUCUUUCAACUCACCUGCGCCGAUAUUGUGGAACGAUUCCAACUAUGGCUCAUGCUAAUGAUCAUUGCAUCACGGAACAUUGUGGAAGUCGGCGGAUUGAGCAUGCUUAGUGCCGCUACAGAAGGCGCCGCCGAGGUAUUGAAGAACUCUACUGCUCCAUUACGAAGUCAUUCCAUUAUUCCGAAUAGCUUUAAUAUCCUGCCUGCCUGGUCGGGCGAAGUCUUAUCUCCUUUCCUCUUUGUUUUGGGGAGUGAAAUGGUUGUAGAUUGGAUUAAGCACUCUUACAUCAGCAAGUUCAACAACGUCAAGCCAGCCGUUUAUGGCAGAUAUCUCGACGUGUUGGCGAAGGACUACUACACUAAUGCUUUCGUCAACCAAAACCUUGUCAAGCGUUUGGGCUUGCCAGUCAUCCCGCUGUCUUGCCUGUUUAUCAGGUCUUCAGUUCAGACGUAUCAUAUGUUUCUCGCCACCCAUAUACCGCCGCCGAUCCCAUCAACAGCAACAGCUCUAUCUGUCGAUGGUGCCACGACUUCGCCAGCGACAACGGCUGCCCUCGAACAUUUCGACAAUCUCAUCCGCCGUGCAUUGGGCCGAUCAACAUUCGGCAAUUCGGAUAAUUUAAUCAGUAAUCCAUGGUAUUUGCCAAGCGCAGAUGAUGCGAUUGCUGCUCUUACAAUGCUUGUCUUCUUCCUCGGAGCUUUCCUCGUCCUUCUUGCCUGCAAGCUCGUGCUCGGCAUGCUCCUCCUAAGAUUCGCACGCAACCGAUACCAAGACCUGAAGAAACGAGAAAACCAGAAUUAUAACACCGAAGGAAAACGUCUCGGAGUAUGGGGAAUCGUGGAGAUGGAUGAAGAUAAAAAGCGUUGGCUGUACGAUGAUGACCCUGAGCAUUUGAAGAAGCUCAAGGAGAAGGAGAGAGCUGCCAAAGAGAAGGCUGGUGCCGAGCAAGAUUUCGGGAAGAUCAGCAGAUACGAGCUGGUGAAGAGGAUAUGGUAG
Molecule: messenger RNA, 2532 nt
Organism: Hyaloscypha bicolor E
Lineage: Eukaryota; Fungi; Ascomycota; Leotiomycetes; Helotiales; Hyaloscyphaceae
Product: DUF747-domain-containing protein
Exons: 3
Coding region: 1-2532 (843 amino acids)
Biological process (GO): maintenance of protein localization in endoplasmic reticulum
Cellular component (GO): endoplasmic reticulum membrane
Source: RefSeq, a predicted model, not a curated record